Messenger RNA from Endocarpon pusillum Z07020, 279 nucleotides. RefSeq lists its product as uncharacterized. Bases 1 to 279 code for a protein of 92 amino acids. The record is from RefSeq and is a predicted model, not a curated record. Lineage: Eukaryota; Fungi; Ascomycota; Eurotiomycetes; Verrucariales; Verrucariaceae. The transcript has a single exon.
AUGACAUACCUCCCAUCACCUCACCAACACCCCCCAUCAACAACCCACGACCCAGUAUCCGCAUACCACCGCAUCCUAGCCCGCGAGCGUAUCCGGGCAAGCGAAUACCUUUCCGUCGCCGCGCAGCCACUGGCGCACGAGCGGAACAUUGUGAGGGAGAAAGAGGCGGUCAGUGCGCGGUUGAGGGCGCAUGAGCAGGUGAUUGCCAGGGAGCAAGGGGAGGCGCUGUGUAGGGCGGAGGCGCGUGAGAGGAUUCUGUGUGGUGCUCGUCAGGGCUGA